This is a messenger RNA of Pelodiscus sinensis (Chinese soft-shelled turtle), 3681 nucleotides long. Lineage: Eukaryota; Metazoa; Chordata; Testudines; Trionychidae. The record is from RefSeq and is a predicted model, not a curated record.
AUGUUGAAGAAUGGCCAGUAUGCCCAACCUUCCCUUUACUGUAAACUUCAGUAUAUCAACAGAAUUGUGGGAUUAAUUGAGCAAAAUAAACACCUUCAUAACCUUCAAAAUCUAAUAUUAGUUGUUGUGUAUUGUUGCAUAAACUCACAGGACGAUAUCAGCAUUUCUUCUAGCCAAUCUGCUGACUUGUUGUACUGGACCACCGCUAAAACCAUGAAAGUUCUGACUAAUACAACUACAACAACAAAAGCAAUGCUGCAUGCAGUCAGUGAUGGACAGUGGUGGAAGAGGUCAUUAACUUAUCUUCGUCCAUUACAUGGCCAAGAAUUUGGAGAUGUAUUAAAAAGCAGUUCCGAAGCAAAUGCUGCAUUGGAAAAGCAGGGCUGUCAUCCCUUUUAUGAGUCUCUAAUUGUUAAUCCAUAUGUUGCAGAAUCUGAAGUAGCGUAUGCUGCAUACCAACACAAUUCUUCAGAAAGCUUUGCAGAAGUAUUGCUGAGGACAGGAAAAUUAGCAGAAACUAAAAGUGAAGGAGAGGAUCUAUUUCCAGCUACAGAAGUUCUGUUACAACUGGCUAGUGAUGCUUUACCAAAUGAUAUGACCUUAUCUCUUGCCUACCUGCUUGCAUUACCACAGGUGGUAGAUGCCAACAAGUGCUUUGAAAAGCAGUCACAUUCUGCUUUAUGUCUCCAGCUGGCAAGUUAUUACUAUAGCCUGCAAAUCUAUGCUCGUUUGACACCAUGUUUCAAGGACAAAUGCCACCCCCUCUACAGGGCUGACCCAAAAGAGCUGAUUAAGAUGGUUACAAAACAUGUUACGCAGUGUGGCCAUGCAGACUGGCCUGAAGAAAUAGCAGCUUUGAUUAAGCAGCUGUACUACUACAAUGAACGACUAUUGGAUUUCACUCAGGCUCAAAUCCUUCAAGGCCUCGGCAAAGGAGUAGAUGUUCAGAGGUUUACAGCAGAUAGCCAGUACAAAAGAGAAACUAUAUUGGGUUUGGCGGAAACACUUGAAGAAAAUGUGUACAAGAUUGCUCUUUCCUUGGCUCACCGUUACAGCGUUCCACUUUGGGAAGUGUACAUGACACAUCUUGAAUUUCUGUUCACUGAUAGUGGUUUAUCUACUGGAGAAAUAGAAGGCAGAGCACAAAGUCUUGGUCUCUUUGAAACGUUGAAAACCAACCCUGAAGCCCUAUAUGAACACCUGGCCAAAUACGUUUACCCGGGUAUUGAAGGCAUGGAUCACCAGCGUUUGCUUUAUUAUUUUACUCUUCUCCAAAACUGUGGUUGUUCAGAGUUUGUAAAGCAUGCUGUCAAACCUGAAACUCAUAUACAGCUGCUGAAAAAAUUUAAGGCCAUUGCACCAGAUCUCAAUUACAAAAAACUAACAGAUGAAAAUGUGAACCCUCUGGGGGUAUUGCAGCCCAUCCUUACAAGUCAGAACGUCUUAUCCAUUUCCAGACUUGCUCCCAAAAUCCCUGAGAGAGAUGGUACUAUGCUCUCACCAAGCUCUGUUUACACCACCUGGUUACAGAAACUCUUCUGGAAUGGUGAUCACCAGCUCAUUAAAAAAAUGCCAGAAACAAUCCCAGAAUGGUUAAGCGCAUAUGGUACAUGUGCAAAGUACUUUGAUAGACUCUGCCCAGGAGAUAUUGUCACUUUCAUUGAUGACAUUACGUUUUCUUCAAAGGCUGUCACCAAGCUGUCAGUAGAUGCCCGGCUAGAAAUGACUAAUAAGGCUAUUAAUGCAGUGCAACAGAUCAUUGAGAAAUCAAGAAAAAAGAACUCUGAAAAUGAUAUGGACAGUGCUGGAAGCACGCCUGUCACUUAUGAAGAAACUCUGAAUCAUCUGCAGCAGUCCCUUGCUCAUCUGGAAACACUCAAUCAUAGGUUUAUCGCUUAUCUGAAAAAUAGUGAGCAGGAAGUGCUGCAGAAGUAUGGCCAUUUAUAUGAUUUAUCCAGGUCAGAGAAGGAAAAAAUCCAUGACCAAGCAUUAGCUAUGUGUAUAGAUGGUCAACCAUUACACAUGAUACAGCAGUUGUUGGAAGUGGCUGUUGGAAAUAUGGAUCUCUCCCCAAGAGACAUAGUACAAGGCACUAUAAACAAAAUUGUGUGUGUGUUAAGUGACAACAGCACCGAAUUUACUUCAAUAAAUGACCCACUUCAGAUCCUAGAAGGGAUUGUUUCUGCAGUCCAUGCGAGUGUUGAAAAGGGGGAGAAACUAGUUUCUUCAGAUGAUCUAUUGGAGUGGUUGAGACCUUUCUGUGAUAAUGACUCCUUGCCAGUGAAACCCCGCAUUCAGGUCCUGCAGAUUAUGGAGCAAGCAUUUCAUCUCAGUGAUGAGGAUAGCCGGCUACUUGUUUUCUUCAGAACUCAAGCUGUUCUCAAAGCAUGUUGGCCUGAGAAAAAGGUAGAGAUAAUUGAUAUUGAAAAUGAAGAAAAAAGGUACUCUCUUUUCCUGGAACUCUUGAACUCUAGUAACAGUCAGUCUGAUUUUCAACACUUGGUUUUACUCCUCCAAGCUUGGCCACCUAUGAAAAGUGCAAGCAUCUCAUGCACAAGUAAUAAUCCAUGGGUGAAACUAGGGGUGGCCAUGCUAUCAAAAUGUCCUACUGAGCAAAAAGAGAAUAUGGGAAGUGAAAUUUUGAAGAUCUGUCGUUCUUUGUAUCAGACUAAGCACAGGCUUCCUGUAGAGUGUACAAAGGAUUUAUGUUUGCUGCUGCUUAACCAGUCCCUCCUGCUGUUAUCCCUGAAACUGCUAGUGGAAAGCAAAGACCAAGAUCUUCAUGUAUUGGCACUGGAACAGAUAACAGCUGUUGAUAAGGUUGAUGAUUCCAACUGUGAUUCUGAAAUUCUUUCUUUGCUCCUGAAUGAAAAAUUAGUGGUGAAGUGCAUAUCCACUUUAUUCUACCCUCAUCUUAUCAACCACUUACUGGCCAACCAGGAAGAGGGACAUUGGGAUAUAGUGGAAAUAGCAAAACAAUUGCAGGAAGCAGGCUUCAGUGCAGAGGCAGGGUCUCUUAUGGUGUGUUACAAAGGGACUCAUCCUGCACUCAGAACCUACAGUACUGCCCUCAACGUUAUUGAGCGUUGGAUCUGAAUGGCAAAGCAAACUGAAUUUCUUCUGACAAAGCAGCUGCCUGAAUAACAUCUUUUUUUCCAUUGCCUACUUUUUGGAUGGAAGUCUUCUACAUGAGAGACAAAUUGGUCUUCAAACGAAAUUAUAUAUUUUAAGUUGAUGAUCAUUACUUAGGAUUUGUGGAAAAUGCUAACACUAUACAUACUGUGAUUCAUUUACAUAUUUUCAGUUAAUUUGAAACGUUUUACUGAUCUUAAUAGUAUCUCUCUCAAUGUAGGUACGAAAAUCUCUUGUACUGGUGAAAACUUUCAAACUGGCAAAAACAUUUUAAAUCUAACUACUUGGAUUUAUAAUAUGUAAAUUAUAAAGUAGCAACUUGUAAUGCUGCAGGGUUAUGCAGUCUGUGUCACACAAUUCUUUUAAAUAAUUUAGAGUCUGGUCCCAAUGUAAAAUAAUAGCUAUCAGUAAAUGCAUUUAGGACAAAUGACAUUACCAUAAAGAGAGAGAAAUAAAUCUUAAUUUGUGCUGUUUUGGACUUCUUAAUACAAUAGUUUUAUUUGCAAGAAGUGAUGUAUUUUUCACUUAUUAAACCUUUUCUCUUUUUUU